GCAGGUGGGAGACUUCCAAUGACUUGGUACCCAGAAUCAUUCACCAAGGUCCCCAUGAAUGACAUGAACAUGCGAGCGGAUCCUUCUCGUGGCUACCCAGGGAGAACCUACCGUUUCUACAAUGGAGAUCAAGUGUAUGGAUUUGGCCAUGGCUUAAGCUACACCAACUACACUUACAGUCUCUUGUCAGCCCCUAGCAGGUUGAACUUGUUAGGAUUUUCAACCACUCGAAAGAGAGUAUUAGGAAGCCAACAAGGAGGGGGAUAUGUAUUCGUCGAAGACAUACCAUCUUGUGAUUCGCUCAAGUUCUACGUGGUAGCAUCUGUAAGUAAUGCUGGAGAUGUGGAUGGAAGCCAUGUGCUGUUGCUGUUUGCUAGAGCUCCAGAAGUGGUUGGAGGGACUCCAUUGAAACAACUCGUGGGCUUUGAACGCGUGAAUACGUUUUCGGGUCGGUCAACCGAAGCAAGCAUCUUGGUCAACCCUUGCAGACACCUCAGCAUAGCAAAUGAGGGAGGGAAAAGGGUGAUGGCUCUGGGAAACCAUGUCUUAAUGCUUGGAGACUUGGAGCAUACCGUUGCAAUUGAAACUCAUUAGCUCUAUUUUCUUCAAUUUCCAUUCUGCCGGUGUAUGAUAAUCUGGAAGAAGUAUGUUUGUAACACGAAAACUCAAACGUAAAUCCUUUUUCUUUGCCCUUAUGCUUUUCUCCGGGUGAUCAAGUUUGUGAGGAAGAUUGUUGUUCACGGCAAUUGUAUUGAUUUGUAAGUUGGUAUCCUUACUUUAAGUUGGCUCUGCAAUCCUAACUUGUGGUCGUCCGACUUUAAGUUCCAUUGCUUCUAAAGUCGCUAAGUAAGUUCCACUGUUAGGACUUCAAUCUUGUUCUUACUUGUUCAUCAUUUUGUGUUCACAUCAUUUUGUAUUCACAUGUGAUGAUGAUAUUUUGUUAGAAACACACUUUUGGGAUUCUCUUAUUAAUUUUAGUACAAUUAUUAUUAUUGUAGUUAGAUUUAGUCGAAUUAAGAUUAUUAUUAUUAGGUUUUUCAUAUAUUACUAUAAAUAUAUACUUGAGGUUGAC
Linum trigynum is the source of this 1072-nucleotide messenger RNA. NCBI's taxonomy places the organism in Eukaryota, Viridiplantae, Streptophyta, Magnoliopsida, Malpighiales, Linaceae. The record is from the annotation of a GenBank genome assembly.